CGGGGCAGCUACGGCGGGGACCAUGUUGCGGCGGUAGGAAGGUUCCAAUCUCAAAUUUUAUAUUUGAUAAUUGAAUUAAUUAAGGAGAAGGGUCGCCGAGAAUUUGCUGUCCGACGCCGACGACAUUCCAAUUGAGAUCGCAAAAGGUUCAUUAAGCAGUGCUUUCUCAAUCAACCGCUACUUUAGUUUUGCUUGGAUGUUGAGCACCCAUGUUUCUUCUUUUGGCAAGUGAAGACAGGUCCUCUCAUAUCUGAGAUUGCAAGCCAUUCAAGCUGAGUCAUAUUUUUCACCUCUCCUGCUGGCUUGACGUUAUGAUUAGUUUUGUGACCAAAGGGUCAUACCAAUUUGGGUGUCAUGAAAAUAUGCAACCUUGGCUUUUGUGAAGAAGUUGUUCCUCAUGGGUGUGAGGUGCUUGUCAAUCUCAGCAGUUUGCACAUUGUUAAGCUUCAUUGGCCUCCAGUACUGGACAGAACUGUCACUUCAGAAGUUAACAUCAUAUGGGUCAAUUGGCAUGGAUUUCUUCAGACCUGGGAAUGCCUUUCGGCAGCUCUCUAGUUCUCAAGUGACAAUUGCAUUGUUGGCUAACCUUGCACUAAAUAUAUUUGUUCUGCUCAUUCUGGGUCUCAAGACCAUAUUCUUUACUGAGUUACACGCUUCAGAAACCUGGAAGCUGGUGGAGCGACUUGUUAACUAUGUUAUUUACAAGGGAACAUUUCUUCCCUUGAUUGUCCCUCCUACUAUAUUUCAAGUAUGUCUAUGGUCCACAUGGCUGAUUAUCCUCUGUUCAUUAAAGAUGUUUCAAGCUUUGGCUAGAGAUCGACUAGAACAGUUGAAUGCAUCUCCUUCUGCAACUCCAUGGACGUAUUUUCGUGUAUAUUCUGCAUUGUUGUUUGUCAUAUCUAGUGACUUGCUCUGGAUAAAGAUGUGUCUGCUGAUGCACAGAACAUUAGAAUCGCAUGUGUUUCUGUUGUUAUUCUUCGAGCCUCUUAGUAUUGCUUUUGAGACCUUACAGGCUAUUGUAGUGCAUGGUUUUCAGUUGCUUGAUAUAUGGCUUCUUCACUCGGCAGGGAACAGCUCCAACUGCCAUAUGUCUAAACUCUUUGAUGUAUCUGCUUCAGGUUCCUUGUGGGAAUGGAAAUGCAUUCUUAGCCGGAACUUGGGUUUUUUUCUGGAUAUGAUGACAUUGUUGAUGGCGCUUGGUCAUUAUGUGCAUAUUUGGUGGCUUCAUGGCAUGGCGUUUGAUCUUGUGGAUGCAGUUCUUUUCCUCAAUAUACGCGCCUUGUUAGGUGCAAUUAUAAAACAUAUGAAAGGAUUUAUUAGAUUGAGGAUAGCUUUAGGUGCCCUUCAUGGGGCACUUCCUGAUGCAACAUCUGAAGAGAUACGAGCAUACAAUGAUGAUUGUGCUAUCUGUAGGGAACCAAUGGCAAAAGCUAAGAGACUAUCUUGUAAUCAUCUUUUCCAUCUAGCAUGUUUAAGAUCUUGGAUGGAUCAAGGUUUAAAUGGGAAUUAUUCAUGUCCUACUUGCCGAAAACCACUUCAUUUGGGCAGAUCUGAAGAUGAAGCAAAUCCCCGCACAGUACAUGUUUCAACCAAUGAGCAACUUGCCCUUCAAUUAAGUUCUGUCCUUGACCCACAUAAUCCUCCCGGUCAUACUGUUCCCACACAAUUUUUCCCCAAUCAGAUGCGUGAUGCUAUAGAGACUGGUGCUCGGAGGAGGAGAGGACUGGAUUCAACUAGGUUACGUAGUUGGACUGGUCAAGGUCUAGAUGUAGCCGAUCCAUCUACUGGUAGCAGACCGGUUGGACUGGGGAGAGUUCAAAUGAUGAUGAGACUUCUUGCAGCAGUUGGAGAAACCUAUGACCAAACUACCCUUGAAGAUGGUGCUUGGAGCCUUUGGCCAAUAGAUCCAUCUCAGCCUGGUACAUCCAAUUCACCUGUUGCUGCCGGUUCUGCAAGAUACCCUGGAAAUGUAGGUGGUUUACACAUGACAGCUGCCUCAGAAGCUGAAAAUGAUAAUAUAUCAAAUAUACUUGCCAUGGCUGGAACGGUGCGGGAGGUACUUCCACACAUUCCUGAUGAACUAAUUUUCCAGGAUUUGCAGCGUACAAAUUCUGUCACAGUUACUGUGAACAAUUUGCUCCAGAUGUGAUUACCAAUGACUAUUUUUUUUGUCGUGGUCCAUGACCCAAAGCACUCAAAGUGGAGGAUGGCCUAAGAUUUUGAAGGCUCUGGAGACAUACUGCUAGUGGUUUGUAAACCUCCACCUUGCUGUCUGAUGAAUGUCCACAAGCUUUAAUUUUCAUGUCUGUAUAUAAAGGCAAACCAUACACCGGAAGAGAAAUAACUGUAUAAAUAUACCUUGUCUUUAUUAUUAUUAUGUGUUUUAUGGGAUUUUUUGAGGGGGUUGAAUAACAUGCUGUAAACGUAAGCAUAACCAAAUUUCUAUUAAAGUGGUUCACAACUUGUAAAAUAUGAAUGUUGUAGACAAUGGGAUAAUGGUACAUCAUCUUGGUCUUUUUUAUCUUGU
Messenger RNA from Diospyros lotus (date-plum), 2527 nucleotides. RefSeq names its product E3 ubiquitin protein ligase RIN2-like. The record is from RefSeq and is a predicted model, not a curated record. Gene Ontology annotation, molecular function: ubiquitin protein ligase activity; ubiquitin binding. The transcript has 14 exons. Lineage: Eukaryota; Viridiplantae; Streptophyta; Magnoliopsida; Ericales; Ebenaceae. Gene Ontology annotation, cellular component: ubiquitin ligase complex; cytosol; plasma membrane. The coding region runs from base 398 to 2149 and encodes 583 amino acids. Gene Ontology annotation, biological process: positive regulation of plant-type hypersensitive response; protein ubiquitination; ubiquitin-dependent protein catabolic process.